AUGGGUAUCUCACGCGACUCUCGUCACAAGCGAUCCGCCUCCGGUGCGAAGCGCGCCUACUACCGGAAGAAGCGCGUUUUCGAGUCCGGCCGCCAGGAGGCCAACACCCGUAUCGGCCCCAAGCGUGUCCACACCGUCCGCACCCGUGGCGGCAACCACAAGUACCGUGCCCUGCGUCUCGACAGCGGUAACUUUGCCUGGGCCUCCGAGGGCUGCACCCGCAAGACCCGUAUCAUCGUUGUCGCCUACCACCCUUCCAACAACGAGCUGGUCCGCACCAACACCCUGACCAAGUCCGCCGUCGUCCAGAUCGAUGCCGCCCCCUUCCGUCAGUGGUAUGAGGCCCACUACGGCCAGCCCAUCGGCCGUCGUCGCCAGCAGAAGCAGGGCAAGGAGGAGGAGCAGGUCAAGAAGAGCAGCUCCGUCGAGAAGAAGCAGGCUGCCCGCUUCCAGGCCCAGGGCAAGGUCGACCCCGCCCUGGAGAAGCAGUUCGAGGCCGGUCGUGUGUUCGCCGUCAUCGCCUCGCGCCCCGGCCAGAGCGGUCGCUGCGACGGUUACAUCCUCGAGGGUGAGGAGCUGGCUUUCUACCAGCGCAAGCUGCACAAGUAG
Messenger RNA from Neoarthrinium moseri, 609 nucleotides. RefSeq lists its product as uncharacterized. The record is from RefSeq and is a predicted model, not a curated record. Gene Ontology annotation, biological process: maturation of SSU-rRNA from tricistronic rRNA transcript (SSU-rRNA, 5.8S rRNA, LSU-rRNA); translation. Gene Ontology annotation, cellular component: ribosome; cytosolic small ribosomal subunit. The transcript has 2 exons. The coding region runs from base 1 to 609 and encodes 202 amino acids. Gene Ontology annotation, molecular function: structural constituent of ribosome. NCBI's taxonomy places the organism in Eukaryota, Fungi, Ascomycota, Sordariomycetes, Amphisphaeriales, Apiosporaceae.